Molecule: messenger RNA, 2319 nt
Organism: Anneissia japonica
Lineage: Eukaryota; Metazoa; Echinodermata; Crinoidea; Comatulida; Comatulidae
Product: histamine N-methyltransferase-like
Exons: 5
Coding region: 229-1095 (288 amino acids)
Source: RefSeq, a predicted model, not a curated record
GAGGAUUCUCUCAGUGGAAAGAUAAGUUGGUCGUUGGUGCUACCACAAAUCAAAGAAUAGGAGCCUACCUGUUAAAACUCCAGUGCAGCGUAGGUGAUCUCUUUAAUCAGAUCUUGUAAUUGUUUUGUAAAAAUAUAUCGCAUCAGACGUUCCGAUACACUAGGCAAAAUCGGGUGUUAACGAAGUUUUGUUCGGUUGUUCGUGUCAGGUUAAUGAAUCUCUGGAGCAAUGUCGUUGGUACCCCUGACGGAAAAUGAACAUCGUUUUGCCGAGGCCUUUAAACAAUUUCGGAAAGCAUCUGAUCAAGAAUCUUUAAUGAAACAGUGGAUAGUAGAUGAUCUUCCCAAAGUUAUUCAUUCUAACCCGUCUACAGUAAAGUUUAUGGAUACAAAUGUUAUUCAGAUAUUAGGAAUUGGCAGUGGUUUUGGAAAUAUGGAUAUGCUAAUAUUUGAUGUCUUUGGGAAUAACAACCAGAAAGUGAACGAAAUUGUACUGGAACCAAACAAAGUCGAAGUUGAGAAGUUUAAAUCUACAAUUAAGUCGUUGGACCAGUACAGAUUUGUAAAUCUCGAAUGUCUUCCUGAAACAGUUGAAUCAUAUAUGGCAAGGAACACAUCACGGAAAUUUCACUUUAUUCAUUGUAUUCACGUUUUGUACUACGUGAAAAAUCCAGCGGCGAUAAUAGAGGCUGCGUAUAACUGUUUGGAAGAGGGCGGUAUGAUGCUCAUAAUUCACGCUGCAGCAUCGCAUGGCAUUAAUCACGUUAAGAACACGUUUGGUGCUAAAUUGUUUGCCAGCCCACCGAAGUACACUCCAAACGGCAGCCAGUUAGAAAAACUGGUACAUGAUCUUGGUUACAAGUACUCUAGUGAUAUCAUAAACGCGAAGCUUGACAUGACCGAGUGCCAGAAUCCAGCCUCACAGAACGGCAACCUAAUCUGGGAUUUUAUCACUCACGUCGCCAGCUUUACUGAAAACGCGUCACCAGAAAUCAAAGGCGCCAUCAACGACGUUACAAAAAGCGAAUUUUGCUAUAGAAACGGUGGUAAAGUAUUCAUGAACAUCGAUAGCUCAGUUUUAAUCAUAGUAAAAUAAUUAAAUUAUUUGCAGGUUGUUUAUUUCAAACGGGCUAAUUUUAUGCAAUUUGAAUCACCUAAUAAGUACAUAGUUCAAAGUUUUUGUUUGUUUGUUUGUUUUUUGUUUUUUUCUGGUAGACAGGGUAAACCACAGAUGAACUUGGUUUGAUUCUUAUAAAAAUGAUCUCGUUUGUAGAGGACAUGAUCUGGAAACAUUAGGAUAUGUAAAGUUAAGUGAGAUUGCUAAAAGUAGAAGGAUAUGGUCAGACUUUAAAUUAUUAAGAAAGUUAGAUGACAGACUAACAAGAAUUUGAAUGUGAAGUUUCAGUUUUUAAGUUAAGCCUUUAGUAUAUAUGUCUAUAAAAGCUAAAGAACACUGUAAAGAGUAACCAUCAGCUAUAAGCCUAUGUUGGGAUUUGUUUAAAGAAUAGUAAUAAUAUCAUAAUAACUUAAUACCACACACACUUUUUAUUUUUCAACGAAUUCUAUAUUUAUUUAUUUCGUUGUCUUUUGACCAGAUGUGAACUUUCACUUCAGCAUUUUGAUAAAGUAUAGCGCCUCCUAUGCUACAGUUAUUUACUAACAACACAUUGUCAACAAAUAUAAACGAUUGCCUCGGUUAGAUAAUAAUAUAGAUUUGACCAGUUGAUGCUAGAAAUAAUAUAGAAACAUUUAUACUUUAUGUGAAUACAAAUAUACAGAAUUAGGAAUCUGGAAUCGCACAGUGGUAUGAAUCGUGCAUGUUAAAUAGGCGCCUUUGUAAAUCCAACUUAGGCCUAGGGCCAUUAUUAAUAUAUAUUAUUAAUAUUAUUAUCAGACCUAUUACUAAUGAAUGAAAAUAAUAGUCUAGGGCAGAGUAAGAAACCAUUUUGAGUAAAUAAUAUUAGAUACGUGUAUGUACAUUUUCUUUUUGUUUAUUUUGACGAAUUUUAUAGAAAAAAUUAAAAACAAUAUUUUAUUUUUAAACGAAAGACGACGGUAACAAAUUUUGACCAAACACAAAAAAAUCAGUUGUAUUAUGAUUAGCAUCGUAAAAGUAUAAAUUAUAUGUAUAUUUCUUUAAAUUAGACCGAAAUAAACAAAAGUUUAUCAAAAGCCUUGUUCACCACUAUGUGCUAGUUGUUACUCCAGUCGUCUGAUAACUGGUAGCACUUGCAACAGGUGUGCACCUAGACUUGGUUCCAGUCCCUAAUUGUUGUCUUAAUCAGUGAAAAAGUAUUCAAAAUAAAUAAAUUUUAUCACU